Drosophila teissieri is the source of this 1202-nucleotide messenger RNA. It is a transcript of the gene Xpac, whose product is annotated as DNA repair protein complementing XP-A cells homolog. Lineage: Eukaryota; Metazoa; Arthropoda; Insecta; Diptera; Drosophilidae. The record is from RefSeq and is a predicted model, not a curated record. Gene Ontology annotation, biological process: nucleotide-excision repair, DNA damage recognition; base-excision repair; nucleotide-excision repair involved in interstrand cross-link repair. Gene Ontology annotation, cellular component: nucleotide-excision repair factor 1 complex. The transcript is spliced from 2 exons. The coding region runs from base 98 to 988 and encodes 296 amino acids. Gene Ontology annotation, molecular function: damaged DNA binding.
UCUUCCGUGGAAUGUCAAAUCGGCAAGAAGAAGCAUUUCAUAAACAAAAUAUCUGAGAACUUUGCGCUCACUAAAUACAAAAGCUGGUGAAAUCGAAAUGUCUGCGGAGGUGUCUACCGAUGAAGCUGCUCCGCCGGCGGAGAAGAAGUCCAAGCUGACCAAUGCACAGAAGGCGAGGAUCGAAAGGAACCUGGCCAAGGCGCAGAAAUUGCGGGAGGCCAAGUUGGUUUUGCAUCCAUUUAAGGACCUGGCCAGCAAUAAGGAGGGCGGCUCCCAUCCGGAGGCGACCCUCAGCCAGGGAAGCUCUGUGAUCAAGGUGCAGGGAACCAAGUACAUAGACUCUGGCGGGGGUUUCCUGCUUGAACAGCCUGUUCUGCCCACGGCCUCGGGUACAGCGGGUCUGAAUAAGUCGGGGGAGGAGGCCCCUCCUAUCCUGGACGACGCCAUUGCCAUACCCGUGCAGUACGAGGAGUGCCUGGAGUGCGGGGACAUGUUCGCCGACUCCUAUUUGUUCAACAACUUCGGGCACUCGGUGUGCGACAAGUGCCGGGACAAGGACGAACGCUACGCCCUGAUUACGCGGACUGAGGCCAAGGCCGAGUACUUGCUGAAGGACUGCGACUUCGACAAGCGGGAGCCCAAGCUGCGGUACAUAAGCCGCAAGAAUCCGCACAACGUGCGUUGGGGCGAGAUGAAGCUGUAUCUCCAUCUGCAGAUCCACCAGCGCGCACUGGAGGUCUGGGGCAGCGAGGAAGAGCUGGUGCGCCAGCACGAGUCGCGAGAGGACAAGCGGGAGGAGGGAAAGGCGCGCAAGUACAACAAGAAGAUGAAGCAACUGCGCAUGGAGGUGCGCAGCAGCAUCUACACCAAGAAGACGCACGAAAUUCACGAGCACGAGUUCGGGCCGGACACCUACAACGAGGAGGAGGACACCUACACCCACACCUGCCUCACCUGUCCGUACAGCGAGACCUACGAGAAGAUGUAGGCGGAUGUGGUGAGCAUCCAGCUGCGAGCCUACAAGCGCUGCCGAAUCAAGAAUGGAACUGAAGCCAUUGAAAACAUGAAAACAUUUUUUUUUCCCCAUCUUAAGCCCCCUACUUACAAACCAUUAUUACUUUAAAAAACUAGUUAAGUGAAAAUAAGUGAGAUCUGUAAUUGAAGUACACACAAAUGCGCAUGAAUCAAGUGCUAAAAAUGAA